Messenger RNA from Drosophila arizonae, 453 nucleotides. RefSeq names its product Glutaredoxin 1 (gene Grx1). Lineage: Eukaryota; Metazoa; Arthropoda; Insecta; Diptera; Drosophilidae. Gene Ontology annotation, biological process: cellular response to oxidative stress. Gene Ontology annotation, cellular component: cytoplasm. The record is from RefSeq and is a predicted model, not a curated record. Gene Ontology annotation, molecular function: glutathione disulfide oxidoreductase activity.
CUAUACGAUUUCGUAGCAACCUCUUAACGUCCUUAAGAAGAGACAAGUUUCAAGCGUUGUCAAUAGCAACAAAAAAAUUUCCAUUUCCGUUCUUGGAUUUUGACCGCGAACCGUCAAAACCUCAUAUAAAUAUGGAUAGCAUAGAAGCUCAAUUUGUUCGUGAUACAAUUGCUAAGAAUAAGGUAGCAAUAUUUAGCAAAACUACUUGUCCCUAUUGCACAAUGGCUAAAGAGCCAUUUCGCAAGUUGAAGGUUGAUGCAAUGAUAGUGGAGCUCGAUGGACGUAAAGAUGGCAAUGCUAUUCAAUCUGUACUGGGCGAGAUGACAGGCGCUCGGACGGUGCCUCGAGUGUUUAUCAAUGGUAAAUUUGUGGGUGGCGGCACCGACAUAAAGCGCAUGUACGAAUUGGGAACGCUGCAAAAAUAUUUCGAAUAAUGAUUUAAUUGAACUGUUU